Seriola dumerili (greater amberjack) is the source of this 2250-nucleotide messenger RNA. It is a transcript of the gene hspbap1, whose product is annotated as HSPB1 associated protein 1. The coding region runs from base 122 to 1615 and encodes 497 amino acids. The transcript has 8 exons. Gene Ontology annotation, molecular function: 2-oxoglutarate-dependent dioxygenase activity. Lineage: Eukaryota; Metazoa; Chordata; Actinopteri; Carangiformes; Carangidae. The record is from RefSeq and is a predicted model, not a curated record.
UGGAGUAGAUUCACACUAAAGUGUUCCAGAUGUAAACAGAAACCGUACACUGUCACGUGAGCUUUGUUUACUUCCGUCCGUACCUCAACUACACGUGUAGUGCAAGUGUGCUCUUCAGGCCAUGGCUGCCACCCCCAUUCAACCCUUCAGCACAGAGGAGACCCAGAGGAUUCUGCAACACCUGCAGCAGCCGGCAGUCUUCAUGAACAUGACCAGGGGCUGGCCUGUUCUCCACUGGACUGCAGAGCACCUGUCUGCCUGCCUUGGUGACAAACUGAUCCGGUUCAGACUCGGGAGAAAAGGAGACGUGAACACACCUCUGUUCGAAACCCAGUGUUCCUAUGUGGAGGCCAAACUGGUGCACUUUCUCAGCUGGACCCGGGGUCAGUCUGGGACAGAUGUUGGGCCUUUUUCUGAAUUCUCCUCCUCAGAGUAUUGGGCUUAUGCCGACUACAAAUACAUCGCCAUCCUGUUUCAAGAUCAGCCUUCCAUGUUUGAGGAUGUAAAGUGGUCCGACUUUGGUUUUGAGGGACGUAAUGGGAGAGAGAGCACCUUAUGGAUCGGCACAGAGGGGGCCAACACACCAUGCCACCUGGACUCGUAUGGCUGCAACCUGGUGCUGCAGGUCCAAGGACGGAAACGCUGGCACCUCUUUCCUCCAGAGGACACGUCUAAACUCUACCCAACCCGAAUCCCCUAUGAGGAGUCCAGUGUCUUCAGUCAGGUGGAUGUGCUCCAUCCAGACCCGAGGAGGUUCCCUGACUUCCAGAGAGCCAGGGUCCACACCGUCACUCUGCAGCCAGGCCAGGUACUUUAUGUUCCCAGACACUGGUGGCACUAUGUGGAGUCAGUGGAUCCCGUCACCGUCAGCGUCAACUCCUGGGUCGAGUUGGGAGCGGACGAUGUGGCGAGAGUUAGCGAAGCUGUGACCAAGGCUGUUGUCUGCGCUAUUAAAAGUGCUCCGAGUGACGACAACGCUGACGACUGGCUCAAUCCCACUGAGGAAGGAGUAGCAUCCCAUAAUGAGAACAUGCAGUACGUGAACCUGGCAGUAAGGGCUUGCGCGCAAAGACAGAAGGCCCUCUGCCACGGCAAACUGACCCGGGACCCAAGAGACACCCGUCCAGCUAAACGGGACUCCAGCGGACAAAUUAGAAAGAAGAGAGAUUCGACGGGGGAUUGUGUGCCCUUCAGCGUUCCCUUUGGGCCACAUCUCAUCUCUGUGCGCUGUCAGCAAGAGGACUCACCAGAAGCGAGGGAGGUGACCCCUAAAGAUCUGCGGUUCAAAUCUUCCAGGAACGGAGCGUGCGCAUCUCAAGAAGACUGCACUGUCAGCUCGGAGGCAGCAGGGAGAUCUGAGGCCGCACCUGCUGUCAGACUCCAGCAGGAGAGACGUGAACGUAGCCCCGACUUGACCCAGUGUAGAGCACGUGAUUGUGCAGAUGAGACGCCAGAGAACUCUUCAGAGGAUUGUGAGGUAUCCAGACAUGCAAUAAUAACCACUAAUGACCUGUUAGACUGCCUGGUGCAUCCUGAUAUCAUCGCCCGUGUCACAGAGCUUCUACUGGAAAGACACGCAGGGAGCCACAGGACCACUGCACCAUCCCAGCUUUAACAUUCACCUGCCAUACACAAUAUACAAGUCUCACUGGAGUUUACGGUGAUUUAGAGCCUUGAAAAGACCUAAAGAUCUUUCGCCGCAGACAUCCAUCCUCCAAGCUUCCUGUAAUGCUUUGGUGUCAGUAAGAAGUGAGGGAGGAAAGAUGAAGAUUAACACGGAGUUUCACCCGACUCUUCUUUCUCUUCUCAUCUGUCAAGGUCGUCCUGAGAUAAACCCCCGGAUGCGAGAUGUCACGGUCAAAACUAAUUGCAAUGCGAUGAGUGACGCCAUCGAGUGGCUCUAAACAUUUCCUCGUUUUGUUGUCCUGCACAUGCUAAUACUGUUUGGUUCUUCCAGAGCAAGAAAAAUGACCACUUAAAUCAAUUCAGUAUGCUAAUAAGCCAAACAAUGCAAGAUGAUAUUCCAGGGAUGUGAACAUUUGUUUCCUGUAAAAUGUUUCUCUUGUCAUUUAGAUGAGAGAUGUCAUUGAACAGCCACAGAGCGCUGAUCGUAAUGGUUUGAUGAUUAAUGAGAGCUAUGUGAGGAGCGCUGAAUGAAACGGGUCAGUUUGAAUACAGUCUGCCGCCACAGGUCACACAUCUCAGAAUAGGCAAAGGAGGGGUGUGCAUCUACAAAUAUAAUAAAUGUCA